This is a messenger RNA of Durio zibethinus, 1065 nucleotides long. RefSeq names its product wound-induced protein 1-like. Lineage: Eukaryota; Viridiplantae; Streptophyta; Magnoliopsida; Malvales; Malvaceae. The record is from RefSeq and is a predicted model, not a curated record.
GCUUCCAUUAGGCAUGGGCUUGAUGCUAAGUGCUAACGCUUUUACAAAGAAAGGGAUGUGGAGAAUCAAAACCAAGUUGAUGACUUUCUCUAUAUAAACCCCAUCUCAUCCAACGUGAGACUCUUACCAGUUAUUUCUGGUUCUUUUCCUCUUCUUUUGCAAAACUCAAAUAGCUUUUCCUUUACCUUUCUUCUUUUCUAGGUGAUCCCCUCACGAACUGGCUGACAAACAGGAAAAAAUUCUGGAGGAAACCAACAAGAACCAAGAGGUGGUUCUGGCCCUCUAUGAGGCCUUAAGGACUCGAGACGUUGAAACUGUUCACCAAAUUCUUGCUCCUGACCUUGAGUGGUGGUUCCAUGGCCCACCAACCCACCAGUUUAUGAUGCGCCUUCUCACUGGAGCUUCAUCAGACGACUCUUUCCAUUUUGAGGUUGAUCCACGUUCACUUUCCACCUUUGGGUCCACCGUUAUUGUUGAAGGUUGUGAUCAAAGUCGCUCGAUCUCUUGGGUUCACGCUUGGACUGUUACGGAUGGGAUAAUCACCCAGGUGAGGGAGUACUUCAACACUUCUCUCACUGUUACUCGCCUUGGAAACUCUAGCCAAUCUCAAAACUACGAUUCAUCAUCACCAUCAUCGUCUUCUACGUCACCGUUAACGGCUGAGAUUACCCCUGUGCAUUGCCCUUACGUCUGGGAGAGCAGUUUCUCCAACAAGGUUGGAAAGUCUGUGCCAGGUCUUGUCCUGGCAAUUUAGUCAUUUCAGUAUCCUCUCUCUGUGAUCAGGUGCAGCCCUGAGUAGGGCAACAUAGUACGAUAAAUAAAAAGGUGCAUGCGUGUCAGCUCCUUAUUGGUGUCCUACACCCUGUUAGGACAGAGAGAGAUCAGAGAUAAUGUAUGGAGAUUUGUGGGUCCAACAUGGGAAGACCUACUUGUUCUUCUCACUCGACUCUCUAUGACGUAAGCUAUUUCCGUUGUGCAAUAAAAGUGUGGUACCUUGAUUUUCAUGAUUGGAUUUCAAGCAUUUGAUUCAAUAAUAAUAAUACAUGAAUGUUUUAUUUGUGGAAA